Messenger RNA from Camarhynchus parvulus, 1522 nucleotides. It is a transcript of the gene CGRRF1, whose product is annotated as cell growth regulator with ring finger domain 1. The record is from RefSeq and is a predicted model, not a curated record. Gene Ontology annotation, biological process: negative regulation of cell growth. Lineage: Eukaryota; Metazoa; Chordata; Aves; Passeriformes; Thraupidae. The transcript has 6 exons. The coding region runs from base 28 to 1056 and encodes 342 amino acids.
CAGGCUGAGGGCGGCGCGGCCAGCCCGAUGGCUGCCGUGUUCCUGGUUACGCUGUACGAGUAUUCGCCGCUGUUUUACAUCGCCCUGGUGUCCGUCUGCUUCCUCGUCACCAGCGCGCUCGUCCUCGGCUGGUUUGGUUUGGGUGUUCCUGUUAUUCUGAGGAACUCAGAAGAGACAGAAUCCAGCACAAGGGUAUUGAAAAAGCGGAUGAGACAAGUGAAAAAUCCUUUUGGGUUGGAGAUCACUAAUCCUGCUGCAGCUUCAGUAACAAGGGGUGUAACACUGACACCUGACUGCCUGGAGGACUGUGUCCUUACCUGCUACUGGGGCUGCAAUGUCCAGAAACUCCACGAAGCGCUGCAGAAACACGUCUACUGCUUCAGAAUAAAGACUCCUCAGGCAUUAGAGGAUGCUCUCUACAACGAAUACCUCUACAAACAGCAGUACUUCAUUAAAAAAAACGACAAGGCAGGGAAAUAUUGUCAGUUACCAGAAGAUGCUCAAGUUGUGGAUUUUGGCCCCGUGCCUAGAGCUCGCUAUCCCUUGGUAGCACUGCUGACGUUAGCAGAUGAAGAAGACAGAGAAAUAUAUGAUAUUAUUGCAAUGGUAGCUGUAAUUCACGUUCCUGAUGAAAGCUACAGACUCUCCUGCCGAAUUUUGUAUCAGUAUCUCCUCCUAGCUCAAGGUCAAUACCAUGACCUGAAGCAACUCUUCAUGUCUGCAAAUAGUCCUGCACCCUCCUGCAGUGACACCUUCCCUGGUGAGAGCAGCACUGACAGAGGGCUGCUGGAAAAGGCUGGGCUGGCUGGAGAUGAACCAGAAUUGCAGGAAGAAAACAGCAAAGACUGUGUUGUGUGUCAGAAUGGCCCUGUGAACUGGGUCCUCCUGCCCUGCAGACACACGUGCCUGUGUGAUGGCUGCAUCAGGUAUUUCCAGCAGUGCCCAAUGUGCAGGCAGUUCGUGCAGGAGUCUUUUCCACUUUGCAGCAAAAAGGAGCAAGAUGAGGAUGAAUCGACCCGUGUCUUGCAAGAUGUUCUUCCUGGAAGAGUUUUUUAACAGGAGUUAAAAAUAAAAGACCUGGGUUAUGUGCACUAAGAUUAAAUGUGGAAGCCAGACUAUUUAUGGGAGGAUAUGUAGUGUUAACUUGUAGGAUUUUGCUUUUUUUUUUUGUUGGGUAAUUUUCAGCUUCCUUAUUUUUCCUCGCUCCAUAUGCUCACAGGAGCGCUGCUUCCCCGUGCAAUGUGGACAGGAGAAGUGCGUAGGAUAGCUCUGAAGGAUGUGAAUUUAUUUAUAACUGCUUCCUAUUUUCUUGGAGCACUAUUGGAGGCUAUUUUGACUACUAAAUUUAGGCUGUCUACUAAAAAAAGAAUAAAACUUGCAAGUGCAGUUGCCCAAGGCUCAUUCUAUAUUUAUUGUGUUUAAAAUACUAGAGCUGUAUAUCAUUUUAACUGGGUAUAAUUUAGGAACUUAGCACUUUACAGAAUGUACCAUAUGAAGGAAAGUAAAUAUUCUUCAUCCUUAA